CGCGAUACAAGACAAGUGGUUUGUUUACAUCGGUGAAGGAAUGAGGAGCUCUACGCAGACAUGUCCCUGGCCCUGUAAAAUACGGUUUCACAUCACGUUACGUCACUAUGUUGAUAAGCCCGGAUCAGGAAGCCCUGAUUGGCCGAGUGUUUGAAAGCUACCUGACAGAGCAUCACCAUGGCGACAUCCUCCACCUACUCGCUGACUCUGAUGAAGAGACCCAUCGCGCUGUGGUUGUUAACGCCAUGACUUUGUUUGAAGCCAAUAUGGAGGUUGGGGAUUAUUUCAACGCCUAUCCCAAUGAUGUCCUGGCUAUAUUUGAUAAAGUGCUGCAAAAAACAGCCGUGGAGUUAUCAGAGAGAGCCUCUCCAAAGCAGCGAGCCAAAGAGGGAAUGACACACACUCUUCACGCCCGCAUCACAGGUCUCCCGGUGUGUCCAGAGCUGACCAGAGACACUAUUCCCAGGUCUAGAGACGUGGGACACUUUCUGUCUGUCACUGGGACUGUCAUACGCACCAGUGUUGCCAAGGUUCUGGAGUACGAGCGUGAUUACAUGUGCUCCAAGUGUCGCCACGUCUUCACGGCGCAGGCAGAUUUUGACCAGUUCUACACCUUUGUGCCGCCGUCGGCCUGUCCCAGUCCUGAUGGAUGUGAAUCGUUCAAAUUCAUGUGUCUGUCCGGCGGGUCAGAGCCGGCCGUCUGCAGGGACUUCCAGGAGAUCAAGAUCCAAGAGCAGGUGCAGAGGCUGUCGGUGGGCAGUAUCCCUCGGUCCGUGGUGGUGGUUCUGGAGGAUGACCUUGUAGACAGUUGUAAAUCUGGAGACGAUGUGACGGUUUACGGGGUGAUGUGUCAGCGCUGGAAGCCCUUCUAUGAUGCGGCCCGCUGUGAUGUGGAGCUGGUGCUCAAAGCUAACAACAUCGAGGUGAACAACCAGCAGGCAUCCAAUGCUCUGCUCAUGAAGGACGUUCAGAAAGAGUUUGAAGACUUCUGGAAAAACUACCAACAUGAUCCCAUAGCCGGAAGGAAUCAGGUCUUGUUGAGUCUGUGCCCGCAGGUGUUUGGCAUGUACGUGAUUAAGCUGGCGGUUGCCAUGGUGUUGGCUGGCGGAGUGCAGAGGAUAGAUUCUUCUGGAACAAAGAUCAGAGGGGAGUGUCACUUGUUGCUGGUGGGCGACCCCGGUACAGGGAAGUCUCAGUUCCUGAAGUACGCCGCUAAGAUCAUGCCUCGCUCCGUGCUCACUGCUGGCAUUGGAUCAACAAGUGCAGGACUGACUGUGGCAGCGGUGAAGGAUGGAGGAGAAUGGCACCUGGAAGCUGGAGCCCUGGUGCUGUCGGACGGAGGUUUGUGCUGCAUCGAUGAGUUCAACAGCAUCAAGGAACAUGACCGCAUCAGCAUCCACGAGGCUAUGGAGCAGCAGUCUAUCAGUGUGGCCAAAGCUGGCAUAGUGUGUAAGCUGAACACUCGGACCAGCAUCCUGGCAGCGACCAACCCUAAGGGGCGCUACGACCCCAACGAGCCGCUGUCAGUGAACGUGGCGCUGGCCAGCCCGCUGCUCAGCCGCUUCGACCUGGUGCUGGUUCUGCUGGACACCAGGAACCCAGAGUGGGACCGCGUCAUCUCCUCUUUCAUUCUGGAGGAGAAAGGUGUUCCUGCUGAGGGGGCCAGUCUGUGGUCCAUGGAGAAGAUCAAGGCUUAUUUCUGUGUGAUUAAGCGCUUACAGCCGCAGAUGUCCGAGGACGCUAACAUCAUCCUGACGCGUUACUACCAGCUGCAGAGACAGAGCGACGGCCGCAACGCCGCUCGCACCACCAUCCGCAUGCUGGAGAGCCUCAGCAGGCUGGCAGAAGCCCACGCCAAGCUCAUGUUCAGAGAGACGGUCACCAUCGAGGACGCUGUCAUGGCCGUCUCUGUCAUGGAGUGCUCCAUGCAGGGCGGUGCUCUGCUGGGAAACGUCAACGCGUUGCUCACCUCGUUCCCCGACUCCCCCACGCAGCAGUAUCAGGUCCAGAGUCAGGUCCUGCUGGAGGGGCUGAACCUGCACCUGCUGUUCCAGAAGGAGAGCCACAGACUGGCCAGGCUGAAUAGCAACACCUCCCAGGCCUCCCAGUUUGAUCCUCCAACUGAUAAUGACCGACAACAACUCAAAGACACAAACUCCAUGAACAAAACACACUGCCAUGACACCACCAGUAACCAGGAUGAUGUCACGGGGGAAACUGGCUUGGACUGGUUCCACUCCAUCGCGUCAUCAUCGUCGCCAGAUGGCACGUCCUCGGCCAUAAUAACAUCCACUCAAGGAAUCCCAAACAGAAAACCCAACUCCAGCUGGUCAGACAUGUCCACAGUCAGCAAAGAGACCAACUGUCAAACUGAGGAGGUCAUUCAGAGUAACGCUGACUCAUCAUUACAUCAGGAUGCUGAUUCAAAUCCUUCAGAAACAAAUACCUCUGCUUCAACAGAAAAACACGAGGAGUCGUUGGGGUGUGUGUUUCAGAAAGUGUCCAAGAAUCUGAGAAUCAAAAGAAGGGCGCUGGAGCUGAGUCAUCGUCAGGGUGACGAAGAGGGAGGGGGGUGUGUAGGGAGGGUGGUGUCUGGAGAUGUGACUGGACAUGUGACUGAUACCACUUCUGAUUCCCACACAGCCGCAACACCGUCCUCACGUAAGAACUGCCCCUCAAAACACGUAGUUCAGGACAACCUGUCAAAGGACAAAAGUGACCGGACUGUGAGUCAAAACAUCAGUACUGUACUGAAGGAAAAGAUGGCGGCUGAAGCUGGAGCAGGUGAAGAUCUGCAUGCAAAGUUCUCAGGUUUUACAUUCAAACCAAGAAAGAUGGUUCCAAAUCGUAACACAGUCUCCAACGUUGACAUGGAGUUCCACAGCUCCUGUAACCCAGGCCUCAGAGAUCUCCACACAAACACAGAGAGCAGCAAAAGCAAGCAGAAGCCAGAAACUACUGAUGACCCAGAGAAGAAGAAAAGACAGAACCAAAGUCUUUCUGAAGAUGGGAGCAGGAGACAACAGGAAAGAAGUAAGGCGAGGGAAAGAGUGUCUGCAGAGCAAAGGUCGAGAGUUGGCAGUAGUAAUGAGACUAAAGUAGGUAGCUUCGCUUGCUCCACACCUUUAAAGCCAAGCUCUUGCAUCGACGAUCCGGAAACUUCCGAAUCAGGACAAAACAAGUCCACUGUGGCCUCUUCCACCCUGGCUAAACUCUCACGAUUCUCCUUCUCCUGCGCAACUGAACCCACAAACACAACCCAAACUGAUCUGGGAAAAGGUUCUGCUACUAGAGAAGACACAAGUCCAGAAGCUGAGGAACAUUCUAGAGGAAAUGUCCCCGAACACAGUGCUUUACUAAGGAAGAUAACAACUGUAGUAAACGCGAAAAACGUAAAGGGCAUUUCCCCAACCCCAUCAGGACAGGGACAUGGACAGGGGACGGAUCAAACCAAGCUCACUGAACAAAGCCGCGCUGCGAACCAUGUGACCGGCAGCCCUGGUGACGGUCACAGCAGCGCUAAUCUGAAGAAGAGGAAGUGUUUCCAGAUGGGCGGCACCAAGAGUCCGUUCUCAGGGCCGUCUCUGUUCGACCUCAGUAACGAUGUUCUCGACACUGACUGGGACCAAGAGGUGACAAAGAAAGCCAAAACAUGAAAUCAUAGGCUACUGUCACAAUGUGUCCGUUGGAUUAAAGAGGCCCUAUUAUGUGUGUUAUAGAGGUUUAUGUAAAUGUCUGCAAAUUAAAUAGAAUUAAAGAAAAAUAAUCAGGUAACGUACAAGUACCUCAAGAUUAUACUUAAAUUAAACAUCCUUUCUUGAUUUGCCAGAUUUGAACUGUUAUAGGAAAAGUGCCUUUUACUUAAUCUGGAUUUGAUUAAGGUGUUUGGGUAGCUGCAGAAUUAGCUAUGGUAAUUAGCCUUUAAGCGUUGCAGUAAGUAACAUUCAUGACCUAAUAGACCACGAUUACUCGAGUUCAUUUACGAAAAACCAAUAAAAAACAGUUUUCCAAGUUUUGAGUUAUGGAGGUCGAGUUAUUUUCUUUUUAAUUGAGAUUACAAUUGAUUCAUUCUGUCACACUGCGAUGAAGCGCACACACUCCCUCACUAACAUUUUGGCUUAACAAUUUGUUUGUUAAGAAAGGUAGUACAUGUUUCUUCAGAGUUGUCUUUAUUUCAGUUAAAGUUAUAAAAACAGUUUACCUAGAAAAACUAGUAAAGGGCAUCUAGAUUAAUUUGUCAGUCUGUAAAACACACAAUCACAAAGUAAUCACCAUUUCCUU
Trematomus bernacchii (emerald rockcod) is the source of this 4281-nucleotide messenger RNA. It is a transcript of the gene mcm9, whose product is annotated as minichromosome maintenance 9 homologous recombination repair factor. Gene Ontology annotation, molecular function: ATP hydrolysis activity; single-stranded DNA helicase activity; single-stranded DNA binding. The record is from RefSeq and is a predicted model, not a curated record. NCBI's taxonomy places the organism in Eukaryota, Metazoa, Chordata, Actinopteri, Perciformes, Nototheniidae. Gene Ontology annotation, biological process: double-strand break repair via homologous recombination. The coding region runs from base 108 to 3656 and encodes 1182 amino acids. The transcript is spliced from 15 exons. Gene Ontology annotation, cellular component: MCM complex; nucleus.